AAGUAUGUACUCUGGAGGCGUCGCUUCGAAUUUCAUUUCCUGGUGCGCAGGUAUCGGACACACCUGGAGAGAAGACAGGACGGCUUUCCUUAACUGGAACUUUUAAUAAAGGUGGAUAUAUAUGCGUGUAGAUUUUUGUUUUAGUUCAUAACGUCGCUAUUGAAAACUUUGAAAAGAAAAAACACCUGGAGAAGUGAAAGAAGCUGAAGAGAGACUGAAAUUUAAGGUACCCGAGCGCUCAAAGUGGAGAAGGAAUGAAGAUGAUGAUGGUGACUCCUUAUCAGAUUUGUGUGUUGGUUCUCACUACGUCGCUGUUACCAACUCUUCUGGCCCAGGACCCUUCAGAACAAUGUUUGAGCAAGUUUACAAAAGGACGUGAAGACUUUGUUUUAGACACGGAGGAGUCUGUGAAAGAUGGCGCUGGGUUCCUCGCAUCUCCACAGGUUUCAGGAAUCAAAGAGUGUGUGUCUGCGUGCUGUGCAGAGCCCGACUGUAACCUGGCACUAAUGGAAAGUGGGGCUCAGGAGGGGACCAUCAAGUCCUGCUUCCUCUUUAACUGCUUGUAUAAGCAGAAGAAAGUGUGCCACUUUGUCCGAAAGGAUGGUUUCAGCAACUAUUUACUGGCCUCUGUUUUUGACCGUUACCUGGAGGAGUAUGUGUCCGAAGAGAAGAAGGAUCAGCCUCCUAAGGCAAAAGCAGGACAGGAUAGAGUGGUGCAACCUAAUGAUGACGUGAGACUCUCUGGCUUUGAGAGCAAGGAUGACAAUAAAAUUAUUCAGUACGAGUGGGUUCAGGUAUCUGGAAGCCCCACAGCUGUCCUAGAGAAAACCACUUAUAAAGAUGAAGUGAAAGUGUCCAAACUGUCUGCUGGAGUGUAUAAGUUCAGGUUGACUGUCACAGACAGCAUUGGCCAGACUGACUCAGCGGAAGUUACUGUCUUGGUCCUCACGCCUGAGCAGUCACAAAACCACUGUCUGGUGCCUAAGAAGGUAGGACCAUGCCGUGGUUCCUUCCCUCGCUGGUACUACAAUGCAUUGACUGAGAAGUGUUUGCCGUUCACCUUUGGUGGCUGCAGUCCAAACCGCAAUAACUAUCUAUCUGAGGAGGAAUGUAAACAAGCCUGUGAUCAAGUUUCAGUUCAAACAGAUUCCUCACUAGGAAGACUAGGGCCUAUUGAAUCUGCAGGUGAGCAGUGUGGCAUAUCAUGUGGACCAGAGAAGUUUACUUGUGCCAAUGGGUGUUGCAUAGAUGAAGCACUUGAAUGUGAUCAGGUGCAGCAAUGCAGCGAUGGCUCAGAUGAAACACAGUGUGCUAAUUUGGGCAAAAAGCUAAACCGAUUGCUUAACAUAGACACAGCCAGUGCACCCAGCCGUUGCACACAACCUCCUCUCACAGGACCCUGCCGAGAAAGCAAUACCAUGUGGUACUACAGUGCAUAUGAGAGGAAAUGCAUUCGCUUCAACUAUGGUGGAUGCCAAGGCAACGAUAAUCAAUUUAAUUCUGAGGACGCCUGCAUGAACUUGUGCAGUGAAGUGACUGAGAGAGAUGUUUUCAUCAACGGAGAGGUCUCUGACAGGCUGACAGAUGACGAUCAAUCAGUUCCCAUUGCCAUUGCUGUUGCACUGGGCUUGGCCAUCCUGAUCUUGCUGGUUGUUCUUGGUUACUGUUUCCUGAAGGGGAAGAAGCAGCGGCAAUCAAGGCACCAGCACAUUUCUGCUAAUGGUGCACACCUACUUCCUGUAGAGGACACAGAGAAAUUUGUGUACAAUAGCACCACCAAGCCCAUCUGAUUCCUACGUUCUUUGUCCGUUUACAGCAGUGCUUCUUUAUUCUAACACAUUAUGCUUUUCCUUCUGUAAAAUACCCAAAUCUGCUCAUUAAGAGUUUGAUUAUUAGCCGAGGAUCUGGGUAAUGGUAUAAUGUUGCAUUCAUAACUCCCAAAAUAUGCUCUGAUUUCAUUAACCAAUUCUGGUAGGGAGGCAUUUGCCUACAUAAGCAUGCUAUGGCUGUCUUGAAAAUAAGUUUUUAAAAUGUUUUUAAGUAAGAGUUUUACUUGAGAAGGAAUUGGUGGUUUAUUUCAGUUUUACUGAAAUGUUUCAUGAACAGAUUAAUGCUAGCUAAUAUUGGAUAAGAACCAUCACUGCUAUAUUUAUCUAGUAAAUGAAAUGGCAAUGUGUAAAAAUUUCCGAGGACAAUAGGACAUUUUCCCAUCACUGCUUUCUUUAUCACGUGAAGCGAAUGCUGGGAAAAUUACAAAACUGUAUAAAACAUGGUGACCCCCAAGACUAGAAUUAACCUUCCUUACCUUACCUUGUCCAGGUCUUCAGUUGUCGUCAGGUGACAGCUCUGCCUGCUCACGAACCGAAUUAAGAACCAGAAUUAAGAACCACUGUUUUAGAAUAUUACUGGAGAAACACCAUUUAGUGUUGUCCCUGCCCUAAUGCAUCAGAUUCGGAUCGUCCAUUAAUUGCUGAAUCCUUCAGCAAAUGAAUCGGACAAAAUGGGGAAGACAUGAGCAUGUGCAGGCAGGACCGAGACUGGGACCACUCCUCUGAACUCGUACACCAGUAACAAACUCUUAUGAAAGCUUGUGGAUUCUUUUAAAUGACUUCUUGAGUCUGUUUGGUUUUUUUUUUUUUAAGUUAAUUUUAUUUGGCAGUCCACUUGGUUUGAACAAGGCAUGUCUUGAGGAGGUAAAGUGAUUGACCGUUAUCCUUUUUUUUUUUUUUUUUGCUAACUAUUAUAUACAUUGAAAAAAACUGUAUUGAUUUAUUGUAUGUACUGCAUUAUAUUUGUUUUUAAUCAGCAUCUCUGUACUCAGGGUUUAAUGUUCUCAUUUAAAUGUUCAGCUCUGCUUUGAGAGUCGGUUUGUCAGUUUUGGACUAAAACUCUUCCAGAAGUUUAAUAUUCCAUGAGUUUUGGCAUGGCAAACUGUUCCAGUGUGUUUUUGAGGAGACACAGCUUAAACAUGUAGUUUGAUUGGCCACGUGGUAAGAUUUUGUUUUGAUUUUUAGAGGGGUUUUUUAGUGGCUUGUAUAUAUCGGUAUCGUUUUAAUUUUUAUAGGAAAAUGAUUUAAGAAAUAAUUUCCAUAAACCAGAUUUUGAUAGUUUAUGCUAAAGCAAUCAUAUGUGAACUAUUUGUUCAUUUUAUUUUUGUACAUACAGCUAUGGAAAAAAAAUUUGAGACCAUUUUUAAAGGUGGUCACUAUUAAAAGUGGUCCCUUAAUUUUUUCCAGAGAGAGAGAAAGACAAAACGUGAUAAAUAUAACACAUUUUUGAAGUUUGUUCAUCCGUUUUUAAAGAUUCAAUAAAACUAUAUAAUGUA
Molecule: messenger RNA, 3325 nt
Organism: Neoarius graeffei (lesser salmon catfish)
Lineage: Eukaryota; Metazoa; Chordata; Actinopteri; Siluriformes; Ariidae
Gene: spint1a
Product: serine peptidase inhibitor, Kunitz type 1 a
Exons: 11
Coding region: 255-1790 (511 amino acids)
Molecular function (GO): serine-type endopeptidase inhibitor activity; protein binding
Source: RefSeq, a predicted model, not a curated record